UAGCACCCAUAAGACUUACGUCGAGAAAGGCUAGAUAGAAAAAUACGGAUAUUCGACAUAUAAUAAAUACCUCACUGUUUUCAUAAACAUUACAGUAUUCUAGGAUUUGAUAUUUCUGCACAAAGUAGAAGUCAGUGUGAUCCUUGAAGAUACAGAAUGUCGGUCGACAGUGUUUUUCGAACGCGUUCUCUCGGCGUUGCUGCGGUGGGUCUUCCUGAUCAGUAUGCCGACGGAAAAGCAGCAAAAGUGUGGCAGCUGUACAUCGGAGACACGCGGAGUAGAACGGAAGAAUACAAAAGCUGGGUGGUGUCCCUGCUAAAACGACAUGAUGUGCAAAGGAUACUGGAUGUAGCCUGCGGCACAGGAGUGGACUCCAUCAUGUUGGUGGAGGAGGGAUUCAAGAUGACGAGCGUGGACGCCAGUGACAAAAUGCUCAAGUACGCCCUGAAGGAAAGGUGGGAGAGAAGAAAAGAGUGUGCCUUUGACCAAUGGGUGAUCGAAGAGGCCAACUGGCUGACGUUAACAGAAGAUGUGCAGAAGCCAGGGAACGGGUUUGAUGCAGUCAUCUGCCUGGGAAACUCCUUCGCUCACUUGCCAGACUUCAAAGGGGACCAGAGUGAUCAGAAGUUAGCCCUGCAGAACAUCGCCAGCAUGGUGAAACCAGGGGGCAUCCUAAUCAUCGACCACCGUAACUACGACUACAUUCUGGAGACAGGCAGAGCGCCCCAGGGCAAGAACAUCUACUACAAGAGUGAUCUUACUCAGGACAUCACCACCUCUGUGCUGUGGGUUGACAACAAGCCUCACAUGAUCACCCUGGACUACACCGUACAGGUGCCAGAGGGCCCACAGAGUUCCCCCGAACUCAGCAAAUUCCGCCUGUCCUAUUACCCUCACCGUAUUGACAACUUUAAAGAGAUCCUGAUGGGAGCCUUCCACGGGAAGUGUGAGCACAGUGUCUACGGCGACUUCAAGAACUACACCCCCGGCCAGAGCCAGGCCCCCUGCUACUUCAUCCACGUGGUCAAGAAGACCGCUUAGUAACCCCACCAAACUUUCCCACGAUUUUGUAUCUCCAACCCCCAUUAUUCCUCCCUACAUUUUCUGUCGUGUCUGUCUUCUGCUGA
Molecule: messenger RNA, 1127 nt
Organism: Coregonus clupeaformis (lake whitefish)
Lineage: Eukaryota; Metazoa; Chordata; Actinopteri; Salmoniformes; Salmonidae
Gene: gnmt
Product: glycine N-methyltransferase
Exons: 6
Coding region: 157-1041 (294 amino acids)
Biological process (GO): S-adenosylmethionine metabolic process; regulation of gluconeogenesis; one-carbon metabolic process
Cellular component (GO): cytosol
Molecular function (GO): glycine N-methyltransferase activity; S-adenosyl-L-methionine binding; glycine binding
Source: RefSeq, a predicted model, not a curated record